Pogonomyrmex barbatus (red harvester ant) is the source of this 2134-nucleotide messenger RNA. Its product is annotated as bifunctional purine biosynthesis protein ATIC. Gene Ontology annotation, cellular component: cytosol. Lineage: Eukaryota; Metazoa; Arthropoda; Insecta; Hymenoptera; Formicidae. The record is from RefSeq and is a predicted model, not a curated record. Gene Ontology annotation, molecular function: IMP cyclohydrolase activity; phosphoribosylaminoimidazolecarboxamide formyltransferase activity. Gene Ontology annotation, biological process: 'de novo' IMP biosynthetic process.
AUGGCUCAUCCUCAUUGCCUCUAGGCGAGCUGAGAGCGUGAGAGAGUCUCAUCUUAGGAUCUUCAAUCGGCUUCAUUUAGAAAGACAAAUUUAUACACUUCUACGUUCUCUAACAUUCAGAUUUAACAUCUAAAAAUGCCGACAAAUAAAUUAGCUCUUUUAAGCGUAUCAGAUAAGAGCAAUCUGUUACCAUUAGCAAAAAAAUUACAUGAAUUUGGAUUGACAUUAAUCGCUUCUGGUGGUACUGCACAGGCAUUGAGAGAUGCUAAGUUACCUGUGCGAGAUGUUUCUGAAAUUACAGGAGCACCUGAGAUGCUUGGUGGACGUGUGAAGACUCUUCAUCCUGCUGUUCACGCUGGUAUUCUUGCCAGAUUGACAGAUUCCGAUGCCCAAGAUCUUCAGAAGCAAAAUUAUGAUCUCAUCCAAGUAGUAGUUUGCAAUUUAUACCCAUUUGUAAACACCAUUUCGAAACCGAAUGUAACGGUCGAAGACGCGAUAGAAAAUAUUGAUAUCGGUGGUGUGACUUUGUUACGCGCUGCUGCUAAGAAUCAUAGCAGAGUUACAGUUAUCUGUGACCCUAUCGAUUAUGAAAAGGUCAUCAAAGAGAUGGAGGCUUCUACCGACAAGAACACCUUUUUGGAGACUAGACAAACUCUGGCCCUGAAAGCAUUCACUCAUACUGCUGAAUAUGACAAUGCCAUCUCGGAUUAUUUCCGCAAGAAGUAUAGCGCCGGUAUCUCUCAGCUUACUCUUCGCUACGGCAUGAAUCCACAUCAAAAACCCGCGCAAAUAUUCACUACUCUGGAAAAGCUACCAUUGUCUGUAUUGAAUGGGUCGCCUGGUUUCAUCAAUUUGUGCGAUGCGUUAAAUGGCUAUCAAUUGGUAAAGGAACUUCAGUCCGCUCUGAACUUACCUGCGGCGACUUCCUUCAAACACGUCAGUCCAGCUGGAGCUGCAGUUGGGAUUCCCUUAGAUAGUGUGCAGGCGAAGCUGUGCCAAGUGGAUGAUCUUUAUAAUCGUGGAGAGCUUACGCCCUUGGCAACUGCAUACGCUCGUGCACGAGGUGCUGAUCGAAUGUCCAGUUUUGGUGACUUUGUCGCAUUGUCUGACCCCUGCGAUGCUGUAACAGCAAAGAUCAUAUCAAGGGAGGUCUCAGAUGGCAUUAUCGCACCUGGCUAUUCACAAGAGGCACUUGAAAUAUUGAAGAAGAAGAAGAGCGGUGGAUAUUGCGUGCUUCAAAUUGAUCCUUCUUAUGUACCAUCCCCGAUGGAACGUAAAACUCUGUAUGGCCUUGUCAUGGAACAGAAACGUAACGAUGCGAUGAUCGACAAAUCAACGUUCAAUAACAUAGUUACAACGAAGACGAAAUCUCUAUCGGAGAAUGCUAUUCGUGAUUUGAUUGUGGCUACUAUCACUGUAAAAUAUACGCAGAGCAAUUCCGUUUGUUAUGCAAAGGAUGGACAAGUGAUAGGUACGGGAGCUGGACAACAAUCUAGAAUUCAUUGCACUAGACUUGCUGGAGACAAGGCUGAUAACUGGUGGCUUCGCCAACAUCCGAAAGUGAUAGGAAUGAAGUUUAAGAAGGGCGUAAAAAGAGCGGAGAUUUCUAAUGCUAUUGACAAUUAUGUCAAUGGAUCCAUUGGAAAGGACAUGGAUGAGGCUACAUGGGCUGCCAUGUAUGAGGAAAUUCCUGAGAAAUUAUCGGAAGUUGAUAAAAUUGAAUGGAUCAAGAAGCUGGACAAUGUUGCUUUAAGCAGCGAUGCUUUCUUCCCAUUUAGGGAUAAUGUCGAUAGAGCUAGACUCAGUGGUGUCAAGUUUAUCGCGAGUCCCGCUGGCUCUACAAAUGAUGCAGCGGUAAUCGAAGCUUGUAAUGAACAUGGAAUAGCAUUGGCUCACACUGGUUUUCGAUUAUUCCACCAUUAAAUCUGAGAUAGAUUUUAUACAUACAUUGUUACUAUUUUUAUACGAUGUAUUCAGCUGAAAAAUUUUUUCCAAUUAAUGUUACGUCUCGAUAUAUAAGAAGAGCGAUAACAUAGAAAAUAUUUUUAUACCUCUUUUUACUUCUAAUGUUAAGCUUUAUAUGCACAGUUAUAUAUUAAACUGUUAAAUAUAAACACAUUUGUGUGUAUAUAUA